UAUUUUCAUUAAGAUAUGAAGGCACUGUCAAAAAUAGUCAUUCUGAACCCUAGAACAGUAAGGGGCGAUUAAUUCUUUAUAUAGUUUGCUGGCUCAUAAACCAACCAGAAAAUCUUGCUUCUCCAAUAUGGGGGUCUUUUAUCAAGAAGACCCACCAAAUCCUUCCAGGAAAUGCUUUCUAGCAGGUGCUUUGAAGGAUGCAUUCUGCAACUGCCAUACUUUUAGAAAACCACUGCCAAAGUUUAACGAUGAGGACGAUUAUCCUACAAGUGACUUUGAUGAUACAGAGGAAGAAAUUGUAUCAGAAAUCAGAACUCGAGCAAUGGAAAAGUUGAAACGAAAGACUAACCUGUCAGACAGCUUCUCCUGGGUUUUCUCACCUGCAACCAAAGAAUUAUAUAUUACUUCAAUGGAGAUUGAGAAGAUGGAUGAAUCUGGAAAUGAAGAUAACAUGGGAGAUGAGUUCUACUCUGUUCGGAGUUUUCUCACGUGUUGUUCAACUGCAGCAACAAAUGAAGCCUUCUUUUCUGUGGAAGCCAACUUUUCCCGAUGUUCAAGCUUAAAUGGUCUUAAUUUUCUAGAUGAGGAUCUCAAGAGACGCACCAUCUUGCAGGAAGUUUUUCAUUGUGAAGGAUGGCCGUUCGGUCUUUGCAGGAAGGCAGUCUUACUUCCGCCACUGCCCAAGUCGCCAUCUGAAUCUUGGUUAUGGAGUAAAGGCACCAAAAUUGUAAAGACAUAUUGAUGUCCAGAUUUGGAGCUAAACUCUGUUUUUGUACUUUCUUGGUAACAAAACUCAUCAAGUUAUUUGAUCUGAUUAAUUCCAACUACACAAAUUACUUCAUAAA
This is a messenger RNA of Cucumis sativus (cucumber), 845 nucleotides long. RefSeq lists its product as uncharacterized. The record is from RefSeq and is a predicted model, not a curated record. NCBI's taxonomy places the organism in Eukaryota, Viridiplantae, Streptophyta, Magnoliopsida, Cucurbitales, Cucurbitaceae. The transcript is spliced from 2 exons. Bases 128 to 742 code for a protein of 204 amino acids.